Molecule: messenger RNA, 3697 nt
Organism: Linum trigynum
Lineage: Eukaryota; Viridiplantae; Streptophyta; Magnoliopsida; Malpighiales; Linaceae
Source: the annotation of a GenBank genome assembly
AGUGGAAAGUGGCAAUACGGUAAUGAGCAAUGACUCCUCCUCCUUCGCAUUUAUAGCCUUCUCUUCUUUCUUCCCGACACUCUCUCUUUUUCAAAACACUACCACCUCCCUCUCUCUUUUAUCUCUGUCUGUCCUUACUCUGCUGUUCCUUCCACCUGAGGAAACCCUACCAACAAAAACAAGCAAAGAAAACUAGUUCUUCUUCUUCUUCUCCUCUGUUCUCAACUAACAAGAUUGUCCAAAAGGGAAAAAAGAAAACAGAGGAAGAACCCAAGAAGCAGCACUCCAUCAGAUUACGUUUUCUGCGAAGAAAGUUGUCUGCUUUUAGUCUCUUGGUGGGUUCUUGUUCGUUUUUCAGACUUUCUUUCUUCAUUGAUCCUGAAUCUUCCUCACUGUGACAAUGCUGCUUGCUGGUGUGUGAUUCUUGGGCAUUGGGUGCCGGUUCUCUUUCAAAUGGGUAGAAAAGCAAGCAAGUUUCAGUCUUUCGCUUGUUGGAGCUAGCUAGCUGCCUACCGGCAUCUUCUAUUUUUGUGGGUUGUCACCAGUUGUUGAUCUCUGGGUUUCGGUUUCGGUUGUUAGAGAUUUUUUGUGCAUUUGCUUCGUUAGAGAUCUUCUCGGCGUUUUUCUCCCCUGCUUUGACCAUCUUUGACUCCUGCAAAGACUUCGAUUUUGAAUUAAAAGGAAGAAAGAAGGAGGUGUGAAGGGAAAGAAAGAGAAAGGAAAAAGAAAGGUGGGCUCAUUGUGCUGUCGAAGAUGGAUCUGUUCAAAGUGAGGAAGUUCAGAAGAGCCCGCAAACCAGAGCUGGAGAAGGAAUCUGAAGGCAAGCCUGUUACUUCUCCUGAAGUGCCAAAGAAAGACGUCAAUGGCGGGGGUGGUGGUGAGGAAUUGAGUAAAACCAACAACGCCAAGUCGGUGGAUGUGGUAGAAGAGGCUGAGGAGGACGAAGACGAUGACUUCAUAACCAAUGAGGUGAAGAGGAGGUUGAAAGAGCUGAGGAGGAACAGCUUCAUGGCGUUGAUCCCUGAAGAAGAGUCUUUUCCUGAACAGGAAGAAGAUGAUGAAGAAAAUGGCGGAGAGGCAGGGGACGCUAUCUGUGGAGAAUGGAGGGAUGUUGAAGCUGAAGGAAGGCAAUGGUGGGGUGGCUUUGAUGCUGUUUAUGAUAAAUACUGUGACAGAAUGCUCUUCUUCGAUCGAUUGAGCAUUCUUCAGCUCAAUGAAAAUGGCUGCUGCACUAUGCCUGCUACUCCGUCUCCAAAAUCGUCAUCGAAGAAGUUACCAUCUCCCUUCCGUUGCCUAGCGUUGAAGAAAUUCGAAGACCCCGAAGAUGAAACGGAGCAUCUGCAGCAGCCUCAGAACGACCAGUACCAUGACCUCGAAACUGCAUAUGUAGCUCAGAUGUGCCUGACUUGGGAGGCACUUCACUGCCAGUACACUCAACUCAGUCAGAGGAUUUCGUGCCAACCCGAGAACCCCACUUCUUACAACCACAGUGCUCAGCAGUUUCAGCAAUUCCAAGUUCUGCUGCAACGGUUUAUCGAGAACGAGCCCUUUGAGCAAGGUUUUCGAGCAGAAGUAUUUGCCCGUUCGAGGAGGGUGUUACCUAGACUACUCCAAGCUCCAAAUGUGAAAGGUUUAGAUGGGAAAGAUGCACGAGAGCUCGAUUCAGAUUCGGUGGUGCGUGCGCUAGAUCUUAUUCGAGUUAUAGAGAGUGCAAUUCUAACCUUCCACCUUUUUGUCAAGAUGGACAAGAAGAAGUCUAAUGCUGGCAUCACAUUCUUUGGAAAUCAGAAUCAGAUUGCAACCCCGCUUCAAAUGAUCCAAUCUUCAAUCGACAAGAAGAAGGUGAGACUGAAUGAACUAUGCAAGAAGAGGAAAGGAUGGAAGAAGAAAACAUGGCCUCAGACAUACGAGGAUGUUCAGCUGUUGUUCGGCCUCAUUGACAUCAAAAUCGUAUCCAGAGUGCUCAGGAUGAUCCGGAUCAGCAAAGAACAGUUGAUCUGGUGCGAGGAUAAGAUGAAAAAACUGAAUUUAGCUGAUGGGAAGUUGCAGAGAGAUCCAUCUCCAAUCCUUUUCCCUUGCUAGCACCAGUAGCUUUGACUUGUUAGGUGCCACAUUGAGGAAAUGUAGGCGUGGAGAAUGGGUUACGUUUUGGAAUGGUUAACUGCUAGUUGCGGUUGAAAGCUGCAAAUCUUUCAUGUAAUGGGAAACGCUAAAUGCUAAUAGAGAAGCGGAUGUGUAGAUAGGAAGUGCAUCGUUAAAUCCCAGUUUUCAAGCUCUUGAAUCUUGAUGGGUUCCUUUUCUAGCUAGAUUUCAUCUACUGUGAUGAGGCAGGUUAUCAUAUCAGAAGAAAGGCCCGUUCUUCUCUCUCAACUUGAGCCCAAAUCCGCCUUACUUGAUCUUCAAACCCUAGCUGCUUUCCAUGCCUCCAAUUAUGUGAUCAUAAUUAGAUAAUGUAUGAUGUUAUCGAUCAGCUUGCAGACUCUUCAACCAACCCACUCUCACUCUUAUUCGAUCAAAGAUUAAAAGUGAUUUGACACGACACGAAAUCCAUCUUCAUCAAAAUGAAUUAUUUUGAUUUGAAUUCAAGCUCCCCAACUAGGGGUGUUCAAACGGUUUGGUUACCAUGAUAACCGUUUUAACCGGUACUAUUUGAAUAAUUUGGUUUGGUUAAUUUGGAUAAUUGGUUUGGUUUGGUUAAAGUUUUUAGCUUGUUUGGUUUAGGUGGUUUGGUUUGGUUUCAGCCACUCCUAACCAGUCAAACCAAAUUAUCCAGUUAAGUAAUUAGUCAUAUAUCUAACAUAUAUUAUAUACACAUACUUAAUAUUUUGCAUAACCACUCAAGAGUUAACGUUCAUCCCUUUUCGACUCAUAAAAUAUAAAGCUCAAUAUUGCUCAUAUAGUGUAUAUUUGUAUAUGUAAAAUGUAGACCACAACAUAUGGACGCCUAAUUUAGAUAAAUUUCAUACAUUAUGAAGGAUGAAAACUUGAAAAGAAUGUCAUUUUCAGCCUAUGAUAAUUGCUAAGAGACUAAGUCAAUUUACACAAACACAACAAUUCAUUAACAUACCAUUGUCAUAAAUUUUUGUUAGGUGAAUACUUCUAUACUAAUUGUAAGAUAAUUGUCUUAGUUUCAUGUAUUUUUGUUAAGGGUCAACUAUAACUACGUGUUGGUUGUUAUGUUUUAUUCAUUAUAUAAAUUGCGAAUUAUUGCAUUAACCGGAAAAUUUUCAUCGUCAAUGAUAAUGUGAUUUUAUAUUGGUUAAUCUGGUUAACCAAUUAACCAAACCGAUUAAACUUUAGUUUGGUUAAUUUGGUUGUUGUAUUAGUUUGGACGAUUUGGUUAUGAUAUUGUAUUCCAUGGUUAAUGAAAUUUAGCCUUAUUUGGUUUGGUUAUAACCAUGGUAACCAUUUGAACACGAACCCAACAUCACACACCAUCAUUGUUUCCCUCUAAUUGCCACAAUUUGAUAAUCUCUCUCAAUACAUUUGUAUAUAUCCACCCCAAUAAUUGGUGACUUCCAAACAGAAGAAAAACUUAAAAGAGCAAUCUACAUCAUUCUCUCACCAAACCCUAAAUAAAGCCAAGUCAAAGGUCCCAAGAAGAACAUCUUGGUCACCACAUUUUUAGUAUUUCCAAUUAUUGGACACGUACGGCUUUGAUUGAGUGCAUGAAGGGAAAAAAAGGUUUAACUUCCCA